AUGGGGCCAGGCCUGGGACAGCAGCUUGGCAUCUCCAAUACAUCCUCCAGUGCCCCUCGCUCGCCUUCAUCAUCCCGGACAGCCGGGCUCCCGAGGCAAGGGCGCAGCCCGGGUGGCCCGCCUCGUCACGGCUCUGCUCCCGGCAUCCACGAGCCCGACGAGGCCGACCCAGCCCUCGCCCUGGAGGCUUUCCGGUGCCUGGCCUCGGGCCACGCCAGCCGCCUGUGGGAGCAGCUGCAGCAGUUCUGGGCCGACCACUUCUCGCGGCGCUUCUCGCCACGGCGCCCGCCGCUGCGCCGCAUCUCCUCCAUGUCCACCUUCUACCUGCUGGACCACCGGACGCGCCAGGCGGAGCUGGGCCUCAGCUACGGCGCGCCGCGCACGCGCCUCGGCGACGAAACCUUCGUGUUCCUCGGCGGGCGCUGGGCCGCCGAGGGCCAGACCGCGAGGUCGCGGCCGCCGCUGCCCUCGCCGGCCACCUCGGGCUGGAAGGCGCAGGUGCAGCGGGCCAAGAGCCAGGUGCUGCUGGAGGAGAACAACUACCUAAAGCUGCAGCAGGAACUGCUCAUGGACAUGCUGACGGAGACCACGGCGCACCUGCACCUGCUGGAGAAGAAGCUGGACCCCGCGGCCGCGGCGCGCCCCUGGCCGAAGAAGGCGCGCAAGCGCGAAGGAGCGGGCGGCGUGCUUACGAUCCCGCCGCGCGCCCCCGAGCCGCGGUGA
Messenger RNA from Camelus dromedarius (Arabian camel), 723 nucleotides. RefSeq names its product chibby family member 3 (gene CBY3). The record is from RefSeq and is a predicted model, not a curated record. The transcript is spliced from 2 exons. NCBI's taxonomy places the organism in Eukaryota, Metazoa, Chordata, Mammalia, Artiodactyla, Camelidae. Bases 1 to 723 code for a protein of 240 amino acids.